AAGUUAAAGUGGUCGUAGUUAAGUCUUUGUAGGAGAGGGGCGAGGGGGUUUAAACCUUUUUGUUAAUUAGUCUAUGGCUGCCGUUGAGACCAACCGAGAUUAUGGGUUUGGUUCCGAUUUGCCUAUUUUCACACAUGAGAGGAGGACUAAUUCGAAGCGCGCGGCGAUGUUAUGGGGUUCCUGCACUUCGCCGGCCGACAUCAAUCUCACACUCUGAGCAAGUCGAGAAAGAAGGAAGUAAGUUGAAGGUUAAUAAAGCAUUGGGAAUAAACGAAAUUGGGGUUUUGCAAGUACUGACUAGUUUGAAGGAUCGUCCUUACCGUGCUUUAUCGUUUCUGAAACGAAUUGAAGGAAACAGAGAUUUGCUUUGUGUCCAAGCUUAUGCCACUGUUAUCAGAACCCUGUGCAAUUGUAGUAGCUGUCGUUUAGAUCAGAAGCUGGAUCAGUUGCUCAUGGAACUUAUUAAGAAAGGAGAUGAAGCACGUGGUUUUAGCGUGAGGGAUUUGUUGAAUGCAAUUGAAGAAGAAGAGGGAGAAGGAGAAGGAGAAGGAGAAGGAGAAGGAGAAGAAGAAGAAGAGGGUUCAUCAUCGCUGAUGUUGAGCAGGCUCUAUGGUUCAUUGGUUAAAGCUUAUGCUAAUCUCAACAUGUUCGGCCAAGCUAUCGAUAUUUAUUGUUAUUCCUUACCAUGUACGCGUUCGUUGAAUUUCAUCAUUACCCGUCUGAACGCUUGUGGGGAACACGAUAUGGCUCUGUCUAUCUUCCGUAAAUACGGUUCGGUUGCGGGUGAUGCGGAUGAUACUCGCGUGCUGGUGGUCCAGGCAUACCGCAAAGUGGUCGUUCGUUUGUGUCACGAGAUGAAAAUGGACGAGGCUGAAGAGCUUGUCGACGACAUGGAGAAGAAGAAACGCGGGAUUGGUCAGGACGUGUGUGUUUACUCCGCCAUCAUCGAAGCACAUCGCAAGACCAUGAACUUCCCUAGAGCUUUGCAGUUUUUCAACGACGUUGUGGUGGGGAAAGGUGAGAGAAAAAUGAAGAUAAACCGUGUGAUCGCGAGCUCCAUCCUCGAGUGCUGCUGUCACAUGGGCAAGUUCGAAGAAGCUUACGAUCUCUUCAAGCAGUUUCGUGACUUGAACGUUUCGCUCGACAGGGUUUGCUACAACGUGGCGUUCGAUGCUUUGGUGAAGCUUGGUCAAAUGCAAGAGGCUAUUGAGUUGUUCAGAGGAAUGACGCGUAAAGGGAUAUCUCCUGACGUCGUCAACUACACGACUCUGAUUGGUGGUUGCUGUGCGCACGGCAAAGUCGACCAAGCGCUUGAUCUGGUUAUGGAAAUGGAAAAAAAUGGUAUAACGCCUGAUAUCGUCACGUACAACGUGCUCGCCGGUGGGAUAGCUAGGAACGGCGAUUUAACGAGCGUAAACAGAACGCUAGAACUGAUGGAAAGCCGAGGUUUAAAGCCCACUAACCUCACACACAACAUGGUCAUCCAAGGCCUGGUUGUUGCAGACAAAACAGAGGAGGCUGAUGCUUACUACAAGGGUUUGGAACAUGAUAGGGGAUCAUAUGACGCAACUUUCAUAAAAGCUUAUUGUAAAACUGGUCGUCUGGAUGAGGCCUUUGAACGAUUCAAUAAGCUGAACUUCCCUCUUCCCAAGAAUGUCUACUUCAUACUAUUCAGUAGCCUUUGCGCCAGUCAGGGUCAUCACAUCUACAAAGCUCAGUUAGUACUGAACAGAAUGUACAAACUUGGAGUUGAGCCUGGGAAGAGCAUGCAUGGGAUCAUGAUCGGAGCUUGGUGCCGAGUUAGGAAUGUUGUAAAUGCACGGAGGAACUUCAAAGUUUUACUUAAUUCUAGAGAGAUUACCCCUGAUAAGUACACUUACACAACCAUGAUCAACAACUACUGCCUGAUGGAGCGAUUUGACGAAGCCUGUGUUUUUUUUAAAGACAUGAAAAAGAGAAGAGUGGUUCCUGAUUUGGCAACGUACACAGUUUUCGAAGACCAUAGUCCGAUACAUGAUAUCAUGAGAGAAAUGAAAGCCCGUAACUUCGAACCAGACCUUCACUACUACACGUUUUUGAUUCAUAAGGAGUGCGAGAAGGGGGGCGUUGAAAAUGCGGAAUAUAUCUUUCGUCACAUGGUUGAAAACGGGGUGGAGCCUGAUGAUGUGGCCUACGCAGCGCUAAUAAAUUGUUAUUGCAAGAAUGGAUGUGAAGAUAAGGCGCAGAAACUUAUUCAUGAGAUGAUGGUGGGAAAGGGGAUGACGCCAUUUGAAUCUUGCAUGGUUACAUAUGCUCUACUUAAGCAAAAGAUGGUGGAAAAUGGGAUGAUGACGCCAUUUAAAGCUUGUGAGGAUCUUUAUGCACUUAUUCAUGAGAUGUUGGAAAAGGGGAUGAGGCCAUCUAAAGCUUGCGUGGAUCUCUAUGUUAUGCUUAAACAAAAGAUGGUGCAGAAUUUGAUGAUAACGCCAGCUAAAGCUUGCGAGGAUCUUUAUCCACUUAUGCAAGAGAUGAUGGAAAAGGGAAUGAAGCCACCUGAGCCUUGCAUGGAUCUCUACGUUAGGAUUAAACAAGAAUCGGUGGAAACUAAGAGGAUGACGCCAUCUAAAGCUUGCGAGGAUUUAUAUCUACUUAUUCAAGAGAUGUUGGAAAAGGGGAUGACGCCACCUGUAGAUUGCAAAGUGCUAUUUGUUAAACUUAUUGGAGAGAUGAUGGAUGAUGUGGUGAAGCCACCUGAAGCUUGCAAAUAUCUCUAUGUUAUAUUUAUUCAAGAGAUGGUGGAGAAUGGGAUGCUGGCAGAGAAGGCUUGCAAAGAGGUAUAUGUUACACUUUUUAAAGAGAUGAUGGUGGAAUAUGAGAUGAGGCCACCUGAAGCCUGCGGAGAUCUUUAUGUUGAAUUUUUUGGUGAGAUGGUGGAAAUGGGGGAGAGGACACCUAAAGCUUACAUGGAUCUAUAUGUAAAACUCACUCAAGGGACGGUGGAAAAUGGGAUGACGUAGCUGUGGGAUGAUACACUAAUGGCCAUGAGGGUUUCUCGCAGAUUCUCUGUCAGAUAUGUAACAGUUUGUAACGGUUAAUAUAUAGAGUGUUCUUUUACAUCAUCUACUUGUUGAACACAUGUUUUAGUUGGUAAUUUAGGUGCUGUGCCAAGUUCAUAGAGUGUUCUUUUCAUUUUCAUACAAAUUUGGAUUGGUUUUCUA
Molecule: messenger RNA, 3197 nt
Organism: Raphanus sativus (radish)
Lineage: Eukaryota; Viridiplantae; Streptophyta; Magnoliopsida; Brassicales; Brassicaceae
Product: putative pentatricopeptide repeat-containing protein At1g13800
Exons: 1
Coding region: 102-2996 (964 amino acids)
Molecular function (GO): protein binding
Source: RefSeq, a predicted model, not a curated record